Molecule: messenger RNA, 4499 nt
Organism: Anolis carolinensis (green anole)
Lineage: Eukaryota; Metazoa; Chordata; Lepidosauria; Squamata; Anolidae
Product: C-type lectin domain family 2 member A
Exons: 6
Coding region: 917-1630 (237 amino acids)
Source: RefSeq, a predicted model, not a curated record
GGGUUCAAAACGCCUAGAGGAAGAUCAAAGUUUGGGAAAAACUUCUUUACUUUAUGACUGUGAAAUACGCAAUCCCCAUCAUGGGCUAAAUCAGGUAUGGGCAAACUUCAGCCCUCCUGAUGUUUUGGACUUAGACUCCCACAAUUCCUAACAGCCGGUUGUUAGGAAUUGUGGGAGUUGAAGUCCAAAACACCCGGAGGGAAGGCCGAAGUUGUAGCCAGCCUUGAACCCUAAGGAGGGCGGAAAUCAAAUAAAACCUAUUGGUGUUAUUGCUGUUACCCAGAGAUGAGUUGAAGUUUCCUUUAUCAAAGUAAACUAAAGCAAACAAGUCUCCAUGGGAGUGUCUGGGGGAUACUUCUCUGGUUAUCUUUUCUGUCCAAGCAGCCAAGUUGACAUGCCAUAAAGUCUUCCUAGCAUAAGCAAUUCCUGGAGUUUAUUCUAAGUUCAAGUACUGAAUGUGUAUUCUUCCACAAUAACAAGGGGAAGAAACAGCUUUAUUUAUCGUGUCAGAAGCGAACCGAGGGUACAGUAGUGAUGUAUUUAAAAACACAAAGUUUAAGAAAACGACAACAACUUGGCAUUAUUCUAAAUGUCCUUUGACCAAUAGUUGCCCACUUGGAGUGCUUCUUGUGUUGUUAGAAGGUCCUUUAUUGUGCAUGUGGCAGGGCUCAGGAUGCAUUGUAAGGUCCGUGAUUUGCUCUUCUCCACAUUUGCAUGUCGUGGACUCCACUUUGUGGCCCCAUUUCAUAAGGGGCUCUGCAUCUCGUGGUGCCUGAAUGCAGUCUGUUCAGUGCCUUCCAGGUCUCCAAGUCUUCUGUUUGCCCAGGAGGGAGUCUCUCAUCUGGUAUCAGCCACUGAUUGAGGUCCCAGGUUUUAGCCUGCCACUUUUGGACUCUUGCUUGCUGAAGUGUUCCUCAUGGCUUCCAGGAGGAACACAGGUGACCCUAAGGGAAAGAGCCCAGUCAAGAAGAUUCCAGCUAAGAGCUUUUCCUGUCCGGCAAUGUCUUUGGAUGAUGAUGACAGCACGGACUCAUCCACAUGCAAUAUGGAACAUGUGCCUGCUUUAGAAUGCCAAAGGGGCCCAGACCGUACAUCAGCAGGCACCAACAUAACAAAAGAAGAUAUUUUAAGGAUGAUAGUGGCAGCUAUUGGAGUUUUUCUUGCUAUUGUCAUUGCCUUCCUCUAUCUAGAAGCAUCUUAUCGAUGGCAUAAGCAGCAAGUAUCUGGACCAGCCUGUCCCUAUGAUUGGAUUGGGUAUCGUGGAAGAUGCUACUUCUUUUCAACAGAAACAAGAAAUUGGACUUCUAGCCAGAACUUCUGUUUAUCACAUGGGGCCCACCUGCUCAAUUUCAAUCCUAUCGAAGAAAAGGAGUUUGUGAUGCGUUACAGAGGCAAAACUUCGUUUUGGAUUGGCCUCAGCCGAGACCCAGGCCAGCCAUGGAAAUGGACAAAAGGAGAAACUUCCAUGCUGAAAGUUAUUGGAGAUGGGGGAAAUUGUGCUUUUCUAAACAGUGAAGCUACUGCUACCUCCUUCAGGUGUCAUACAGAACUACCCUGGAUUUGCAGCAAAGUUGACGUAUUUAAAUGUGAAAAUACAAAUGGAUCAUGCAGUGACAAAAACGCAACUUAAUCUGUGAUGGCACGCCCACGCCUUUGGGAAAACAAUAGUGUCUGGCUUUACUUGAGGGGCUAUAUGUAUACCAUCUAUUAAGAUCAAGACUUUUGACAUGCAGAGGCACUUUAGACAAGGUGAAAAGAUAACCAAAAUGGGUUUUCUGAAAACAAGAUGAAUAAAGGGUUAACUCAACCUUUAGCUUAAAACAAUACAUUACAAAGGGAGAAUUUGCUGGUUGCAGUUAUCUCUCUGGAGUCUUUGAAAGUCCUCUGUGCCUGGUGUGAAGAAAUGGCUCACAAGCUGGAGCCCAAGGGCUGUCUCAAUCUUCUUUCUUUGUGAAGCCCAAGCUGGUCAAAAGGCUUUUAUCGUCUCUGGGACUGACGGUAUAAGAAUAUUGCUGAAUGAAGUGUUUAAUGCUAAGGAUGUCUGUUUUGGCUUGCUAGGCCUAGGAUUUCCAGACAAACACCAGGCUUGUAGUCUCUGUAGUUCUACUGCAGAAAAAGGAGGAAUCUAACAAAAGGGCUCUAUACAGGCAAAAGGACUAAACUAACUAAGGCUGUCCUCUAGGGGGAUGUUAUGCUCCACCCAAAAACUUUGUAAAAAUGGAGAAAUCUACACUAUUGGGAAAACCUAAACAGAGGGAACUAAAGCAGAGGAGAGGAAAAGGCAGGGUCAAGGCCUCACAUUUGUAAUCUCCAAAAUACAAAUUUGAGGGGACAUCCUAGGAUUUCCUUUAGCAAUACCAUCCACUACUUGAAUGCAGAAUCUGAGGACCAACUUCUACUAGCCUACCUCCUGCCACCAAAUUUUCUUGGGCGCAACUGCUAAAACAUGUAGGAGUUAGGGAAAGAAAUGCCAGAACAGAAUGAGUGUGUUUGUAAUUGUUCAUUAAAUGAUAAAGAACCAUUGGUCACCAUGUCCUAUGGAAUUGAGCCUUUGAACAAGGUGCUAUGAAAAUUAUCAUCUAUCCUCAAGUAUGAGCCAAGUUUUUAAGCCCUCGACUUAUACCUGAGUGAGGGUCCUGGUCAGCUUAUAUUCGGGUCGGCUUAUACUCGAGUAUGUAAGUAGUCAGAGUUGGACAGUCUUAUCUUAAAUUACAAUUUUAUGUAAAUAUUCAAAAACAUUUACUCUAUUGAUGCCUCAAUGUAAUUUUAUUGGUAUCUAUUUUUAUUUUUGAAAUUUACCAGUAGCUCUGCAUUUCCCACCCUCAUCGUCUACACAAGACAAUAAGUUUUCCUAGUUUUUUGUGGAAAAAUUAGGUGCCUCAGCUUACAUUUGGGUCAGCUUAUAUUCGAGUGUAUACGGGUAAGUGCUUAUAAAUGAAAGAUGUUGUUUAGCGUGAUAUGCUGGGAUUCAGAAUUUACUGUUCUGUUCCUUUUAUUGCGCCAAAUUGCUAUAUGUGUGUGUGUAAAGAAAUCCUUGCAAAGUUGCUUGCAAAAGAUCUCUGUUUUUGCAGAGGCAAGCCACGCCUCAAACAAUUUAUCGGUUUGCUGGCAGAUGGCUUGGUUUUGUCAGUUGGGAAUCUGGGCUUGCAGGGAGAGCACAGAAAAGACAGGCUUUCUAGCUACGGUCAAGUAGCAGUUUAAAUAUGCUAUGCUGGGUAUAUUGAAUGCUGAUUGAUUAGUUAUUGAUCCUAUGCAACUACAAGGACAUUGUACGAUUGCUGAACUGUUUAUUUGACUUCAACUCAACAAGUAAAGUUUUCUUUGUUCUUUUAAUUCCUCUGCCUGGUCUGAGUCUUUUGCACAUGGUGUUAACUGGACGCUGCUGGUUCUGCUAUACACACUCGCUAAUACCUUUUAUGUAAAUCCAAGGACAAAUUAUGUCAAAUUAACCUUGCUAUGUUACAUAAAAUUCCAUAAGGAUAUAGGCAAAAAUUAUUUGAAAAAUAUUUAGCUUUGCAUCACCCAUUAACAUUAUUUAUUAUUUGCCUCUGUUUUUUCUGGUAUUUCCUUUGUAUUCUGGGGUUAAUGUUCCUAAGAUUUUGUCAGGAUUUGUCAGUGAGCAAAGUGUGAGAGCAUAUCCAAGUACCCGUGUGUGCUGUUUUAUCAGGGACCUCAAGACUACUCAGAGACUUAAAGCUAACUUUCCUUGCUCAAUAGAAAGAGUACACAAUAAUCCCAACAGAUUUUACUUAACACUGUUAUUGAGAAAAGGACCCCCCAUAUUUCUGACCAUGAUCACGGAUUGAACCCGUGACUUCUAAAGGACCUUGAUCUUGCAAACUGCCAAACCUUUCAGGGUUUUGCUGCAAUCAGUUCACUAAUUACCUUUCCUGGUCCACCUUACAACACAUAAAAGAGGCAAGCCCAAUCCAGGGGAAGAGCAAUUAUUUAUCUUCACAACUCUUUUUUGUACCUAUAGUAUGUAAAGUUAAGCUCAUCAUGUUAUCAGUGACUAUAUUGGAAGGAGCCCUGAGUUCUGGGAAAGCCUUUGUACCCUACAUGUGAACCAACCCGGGAAGCUCAACAGUUUGCAUAUCACAGAUCCCCUCAGACACACAUUGUAUGCAGAUGCACACAUUCCAAAUACCUUCUAGUCUCUCCACACAAAUAAAUGAUGACACCAAAAGUCAAGAUACAGAAUGAUCUCCAACAGUUUAAGUUUCCCACCAUACAGCCAAUCAUUGCCAAACCAAGGUUCAUCCUUGAGGACUUUUAAAUUUGCAGCCAAUCAAAAGUGUUGGAUGGGAGAAUACCUUGACCAAUGGAACCAACAGUCCGGAAAUGCCUCCAGUCAUUGUCAUUUCCCAUGACUUUUAAAGAAUGUAAAUGUCUGUAAAAUGUCUGGAACUAUUGAUUCAAGGCAUGUCAAAUCUGGGAAAUCUUGUGUCCCUGACAUCCAUUUUGAUCAGAGCUGAAAUAAAGAUUUCUUCUUGCCUUCA